Molecule: messenger RNA, 683 nt
Organism: Rubroshorea leprosula
Lineage: Eukaryota; Viridiplantae; Streptophyta; Magnoliopsida; Malvales; Dipterocarpaceae
Source: the annotation of a GenBank genome assembly
ACCCCAGAAAAUUCCCCUAAAGCAUCUGAGGUUUAAGGUGUUCUCAUAGAGCUGCUUGGUCACAAGGUUAACCUUUUCUUUCUCUAUUGAAAGAAUGGAUCUUGCAUUGAGUAUGUUUAUUGUUAUUUGCUAUGCUUUUUCAUGUAGCAGAGUCACAGAGUCCAAUCUUUCGUUGUUUAACUUUUAUGUAGUCUGCGGGAGCAUGUUCUCAACUUCUUUUUGGGUCACUCUUGGAAAUAAACUACCUUAUAGUCUAUAAAGCUAGAAGACAAUUGAAUCUUUGACCGUUAUUAUAGUUUUCCCUUGAUAUGGGAUCUCCGUGGAAUUGCAAAAUUGCAUAGCAUUAUGGACAAUUUAUGUCAAAAGUCAUUCCCCAAUUUCUGUACCAUGUUAAUCUAUUCCAUUUCCUGAUAGUAGUAGGUAUUUGAAGGUUGGAAUGGAUGUUUGUGUCGUGCGUAGGAUUGAGUAACUUGAAUUUCACCAUGUGAAUAAGUUAUGUGUUUUAUCUGAGCCUUAAGAAAUCUUCAGCUGUAGUUUCCUCUUAAUUUGAUUAGAUGAAAUGAUCUCCUCCUUUUCCUUCUUUGAGUGCAGUGGACACUUAAUUUCCUUUGUUUCCUUGAUCAGUCCUCUUUUGGCUAAGUUGUUCCUCGUUGGUAGUCUGUCAAUAACCAUUCUAAAUGCUA